AUGACCGUGGAAUCGCUUCCGACGUGUCAGGCGGAUAUGAAGUACGACGUGCUCGCGAGGGCCGGACUCGCCCGACGCGGAAACCUCCAUCUGCCGCAUUCCGUCGUCGAAACGCCCGUUUUCAUGCCCGUCGGAACUCAGGGAACUAUGAAAGUGAGAAUUCUUUGACAGUUUCGACCUGAAACAAGCUCCGCUUUCUCACGCAUAAACUUUUAGAUCUCACUUUUCAGGGAAUCGUCCCGGAGCAGUUGGUGUCGAUGGACUGUCGGAUCCUCCUCUGCAACACGUACCAUUUGGGUCAUCGGCCUGGUCACGAACGGGUCAAAGCGGCCGGCGGACUGCACAAAAUGAUGAACUGGAAUCGGUCGAUCCUGACAGAUUCGGGCGGCUUCCAAAUGGUUUCACUCAGCAAACUGAUGACUGUCGACGAGAACGGCGUGAACUUUGAAAGUCCGCACACUGGAGAAAUGAUGGCGUUGCCGCCGGAGAAGUCGAUCGAAAUCCAGCAGGCACUCGGAGCGGACAUCAUGAUGCAACUGGACCACGUCAUCCACGUGCUCACCACUGGAGACAUUGUCAAAGAGGCGAUGCAUCGGAGCAUCAGAUGGCUGGACAGAUGCAAAGAAGCGCACACUCGCGACGACCAGGCAAUGUUCCCCAUUCUGCAAGGAGGACUGAAUUUGGAAUUGCGGAGAGAAUGCGCAGAGGAAAUGGCAAGAAGGGCCAAGGUCGGAAUCGCGAUCGGAGGAUUGUCAGGCGGAGAGGAAAAGGAUCACUUCUGGAGAGUCGUCGCCGCCUGUUGUGCCGCCCUUCCUCCGCACCUUCCUCGAUAUGUGAUGGGAGUAGGAUUCCCCGUGGAUCUUGUCAUUUGCUCAUUGUUAGGAGCAGAUAUGUUCGAUUGUGUCUAUCCGACGAGGACUGCAAGAUUCGGGACAGCGAUGGUACGAAGAGGGGGACUGAUGCAGUUGAAUCAGAAUAGGUACAAAGGGGACUUCCUGCCGAUCGACGAGAAAUGCGAGUGCAACACUUGCAAGAAUUACACGAGAGCAUACAUUCAUUCGAUUGUUGGAAAGGUGAGGGAAGGCUCUAUCAUUUUGUUUCACUGCUGACUUUUCCAGGAAACGGUCGGAUGUCAUCUGGUCUCUGUGCACAACAUCAAGCAUCAGCUGGAUUUGAUGCGAGACGUCCGUCAGGCGAUCGAAUCGAACUCUGUUGAACAGUUCCUUCGGCAGUUCCUUUCCGACUAUUACGGACCGAUUCAAUCCGAAACACCUUCUAAAAAAGACACAGAGAAGGUGCGGGAGGUCCCGAAAUGGGUGAGAGACGCCGUCGAUCACAUGGGAUACCAGCUCGACUUUUAA
Molecule: messenger RNA, 1361 nt
Organism: Caenorhabditis sp. 36 PRJEB53466
Lineage: Eukaryota; Metazoa; Nematoda; Chromadorea; Rhabditida; Rhabditidae
Source: the annotation of a GenBank genome assembly